AUGACGACUGGGCUCGACGUGCCCGAGACCGGGCUGUCUCUCCGUCCCGGAGACCAGUCCGGUGAUUCUGCCUCCAAGCCGGUUCAGAUCAUGCGUUUGAACCUGGUUCAGAGUACCCUCGACGAACUGAUCCAGAGCUUACGGAACGACCAACCUGCUCGAGUACGGCUAGGGAAGCACCCUUCUCUGCAGUACGCGGGCAAAUCUCACUCCUUCCAUACCUACCCUGAAGCACACCGAUCCGAAAUCUACCACAGCUCCUCCGACAAGCGGAACAUCUACUUCACGGGCGUCCUGAGCCACAGCCUGGAGGUGGAAAAGGCCAAGGCGGCUACUGCAGCCACUGACCAAGCUUUGGCCAACCUGGAGGAGAGCCUCAAUGCCUUCGAAAGAGGCAAGGAAUCCAAGAAAACACACAUGAUUCAGCACCCGGACGAAUUGAGGGCUCUUCGUGCUGCCGGUGGAGGAUCCAGUCAGCGAGGCCCUAGGAGCAAGGCCGAGCUCGAAAAAGACCGACUUCUUCGCACGGCUGCUUCCCGGUCUGUGACUUCGAGCCCGACCUUGGGGUCUGCCAAGUCUCCGGCUCCCAUUCCAACCUCCGCACCGUUCUCGCAAAGUAAAAACAACGCCCGUCUUGAGGCUCUCAAGACUCCCUUCAUUCACCUUCUCGCCGUCCGUGCCGUCUCCUGCAAGUUCUUGGCCCGUCAAACCCGUUCCGCGAUCGAAGACUGCACGGCCCUCGCCCAGAAAUACGGAAGCGAGAACCGCCUGAACCGCGAGAAAUUCGACCUCAAGGAUAAGUCCUACAAAGACCUCGAUGUGUGGACGUUCCCCUACCCGACCCAGGACGACCGACAGGAGGCAAUUGAGAAUGCCAUUUCCGCUUUCGAUCGUAUGCGGAUCUCCCGUACGGACAAGCUGUGGCAAAUGCUUCUUCCGAAAGGGGAACGGGGUAAGGGCAAGUGUUUGUCUCGACUCAACCUCAGCAAUGGUCCUGUCAAGAAGUCUGCUCCGGCACGUGCUCAUUUAGACGGCGGCGACGACACGGGCAAGGAUGAUGACACUACGGGCAAUGAAUCGGACCGACGCAGCGGCCCGUCGAAGACGGACGCCGCUCCUCGAUCGACUCCCACGCAGAAACCUCAGGCGGCGAAGGGACCUGCCAAAGGACCUGCCAAGGCCAAGAGCUCCAACAACACUACGUUGACCGGUCGGGUUACGAAGAAGGCUGCUGCCAAGCCCCCAGCGAAGACAGACGCCAAGUUCAAGUCUGCAGAGUACGUGCAUGACUCCGACGAGGAUGACGAGGACAUGCCUGAUUCUGCGCCGUCUCCCCCGGCACCCUCCCAACGUACGAAGGGAGACAAGACAGCUCUUCCCAAGAAGACGCAAGCUCCAGCUAAGGCUCCAGCCCUGGCCAAACCCCGUACCAACAACAAUGCCCCUCCGUCUGCAUCAAAGUCUACCAAGACUGAGUCGUCGACUCCCAAGCUUGAAUCUUCUCAAUCCCGUUCUGCCGCUGCCUCCUCCAAGCGACCCGCCCCCCGAGCCUCUACCUCGCCUCAGAAACCGUCUCCUCUCGGGUCUUCCCCUCCUGCCAAUGCAUCCGAUGCCACCGGUCGCAGCCGCUCCGACAGUCAGAACCAGUCUUCCAGCUCCUCUUCUUCCCCGCUCAUCUCCCAACUUUCUCGUACCAACAGAGCGAUAACUGGAACAGCGGCCCGGCCUUCAAAGCCUGUCACCUCGGCCAAUGGUCCUCCCAAGUCUGGAUUCGCCGGCAACCCCUUGAAGCGCAAGGCGGAACCCGAGCGGCUAGCCGUGCCUGGUGCAGCGACGGGACGCACAACCGGCAACCUCGACCACAAGCGCCGCCGGGCGAUCAGCACCUCGAGCGGAGGCAGCACGGGCAGCGCAUCUCCUCCCUUGAGCCAGGAAAUCCUCUGGCAACAACUGCGGGAAAAGUCUCUGACUUUCAAGCAGUAUUAUGCAAAGUACAGCUCCUUGCAUAGAACCCUCAAGGCCCAGAGCAACCCAUCAUCAGCCGAUCUGGAGAAACUCCACCGACAGCAUACGCGGCUGGAACACAUGAAAGAAGAGAUUUGGAACGAACACGCAAGACUCAAUGACGGCAUCUCUCGUGAUUUCUAA
Molecule: messenger RNA, 2148 nt
Organism: Penicillium cinerascens
Lineage: Eukaryota; Fungi; Ascomycota; Eurotiomycetes; Eurotiales; Aspergillaceae
Exons: 1
Coding region: 1-2148 (715 amino acids)
Source: RefSeq, a predicted model, not a curated record